Messenger RNA from Nycticebus coucang (slow loris), 5069 nucleotides. It is a transcript of the gene EPB41L4A, whose product is annotated as erythrocyte membrane protein band 4.1 like 4A. Gene Ontology annotation, cellular component: cytoskeleton. Gene Ontology annotation, molecular function: cytoskeletal protein binding. The coding region runs from base 115 to 2256 and encodes 713 amino acids. The transcript is spliced from 23 exons. Lineage: Eukaryota; Metazoa; Chordata; Mammalia; Primates; Lorisidae. The record is from RefSeq and is a predicted model, not a curated record.
CGGGCUCUCCCCGGCUCGUCCGCGCUGCUCGCUCCGCGCCGCGCCGGGCGCCUCGGCCUCGGCUCGGACCCCGCGGGCAGCCGCCGCUCCCGUCCUGCCCAGGACAAUAAAUUAAUGCGUCACGCUUGCGGGCAAGCGGCGGCUGGGCGCCCGGGUCGCGGCUUUCUCGCCUGGCUGGAGACUGCCACAGCCGACAUGGGCUGUUUCUGCGCUGUUCCAGAAGAAUUUUAUUGCGAAGUUUUGCUCCUGGACGAAUCCAAGUUAACCCUCACCACCCAGCAGCAGGGCAUCAAGAAGUCAACGAAAGGUUCCGUUGUCCUUGACCACGUAUUCCGUCACAUAAACCUUGUGGAGAUAGAUUAUUUCGGGCUGCGGUACUGUGACAGAAGCCAUCAGACGUAUUGGCUGGAUCCUGCAAAAACCCUUGCUGAGCACAAAGAACUGAUCAACACUGGACCUCCAUAUACUUUGUAUUUCGGUAUUAAAUUCUAUGCUGAGGAUCCAUGUAAACUUAAAGAAGAAAUAACCAGAUACCAGUUUUUCCUGCAGGUGAAGCAAGACGUGCUUCAGGGCCGGCUGCCCUGCUCGCCCAGCGUCGCUGCUCAGCUGGGAGCCUACGCCACCCAGGCUGAGCUUGGAGAUUAUGACCCAUAUAAGCACACUGCGGGGUAUGUAUCCCAGUAUCGGUUUGUUCCUGAUCAGAAGGAAGAACUUGAAGAAGCUGUAGAACGGAUCCACAAAACUCUGAUGGGUCAGGCUCCUUCUGAGGCUGAGCUGAAUUAUUUGAGGACUGCUAAAUCCCUGGAGAUGUACGGCGUUGACCUCCAUCCCGUCUAUGGAGAAAACAAGUCUGAGUAUUUCUUGGGAUUAACUCCGGUUGGUGUUGUUGUCUACAAGAAUAAAAAGCAAGUGGGGAAGUAUUUCUGGCCUCGGAUUACAAAAGUUCACUUCAAGGAGACUCAGUUUGAACUCCGAGUGCUGGGCAAAGAUUGCAAUGAAACCUCAUUCUUCUUCGAAGCUCGAAGUAAGGCUGCUUGCAAACACCUCUGGAAGUGCAGUGUGGAACACCAUACAUUUUUUAGAAUGCCAGAAAAUGAAUCAAAUUCAUUGUCAAGAAAGCUCAGCAAGUUUGGAUCCAUAAGUUAUAAGCACCGGUACAGUGGCAGAACAGCUUUGCAAAUGAGCCGAGAUCUUUCUAUUCAGCUUCCCCGACCUGAUCAGAAUGUGGCAAGAAGUCGAAGCAAGACUUACCCUAAGAGAGUAGCGCAAACACAGCCAGCUGGAUCAAGCAGCAUAAACAGGGUAACUGCAAACAUGGAAGAUGGAGAAAACGAAGGGACAACGAAAAUUAUUGUACCUUCACCAGUGAAAAGCUUUAAGAAAGCAAAAAAUGAAAACAGCCCUGAUACCCAAAGAAGCAAAUCUCAUGCUCCGUGGGAAGAAAACGGUCCCCAGAGUGGACUCUACAACUCUCCCAGUGACCGCACGAAGUCCCCAAAGUUCCCCUACACGCGUCGCCGAAACCCUUCCUGUGGAAGUGACAAUGACUCUGUACAGCCAAUGAGGAGAAGGAAAGCCCAUAACAGUGGUGAAGACUCGGAUCUAAAGCAAAGAAGGAGGUCGCGUUCACGCUGUAACACAAGCAGUGGUAGUGAAUCGGAAAAUUCUAAUAGAGAACACCGGAAGAAGAGGAACAGAAUACGGCAGGAGAAUGAUAUGGUUGAUUCAGCACCUCAGUGGGAAGCUGUAUUAAGGAGACAAAAGGAAAAGAAUCAAGCAGACACCAACAACAGGCGAUCCAGACACAGAUCUCGCUCGAGAAGCCCUGACAUUCAAGCAAAAGAAGAGUUAUGGAAGCAUAUUCAAAAGGAGCUUGUUGAUCCAUCUGGAUUGUCAGAAGAACAAUUAAAGGAGAUUCCAUACACUAAAAUAGAGACUCAAGGUGACCCGAUCCGCAUCAGGCAUUCCCACUCACCGCGGAGCUACCGCCAGUACCGCAGGUCCCAGUGUUCAGACGGAGAGCGGUCUGUUCUCUCGGAGGUGAAUUCAAAAACAGAUCUGGUACCACCACUUCCGGUGACCCGUUCUUCAGAUGCUCAGGGUUCUGGUGGCUGGACAGUUCAUCAGAGAAGAAACGGGUCUAAAGACAGCCUGGUUGAAGAAAAAUCUCAGACAUCUACCACCAAUCUAGCUGGAAAACACACAGCAAAAACAAUAAAAACUGUCCAAGCUUCCCGCCUCAAGAUAGAGACUUGAUCAUGGUCAAGGGCCAGGGAAGGGAGUGGGGAGGGUGUUAUGUGCCACUGGUACUUUUGAAACUGUGAAUUAGGUAAUUUGAUUCAAGUAUCUUGGACCUUCACGUUUCUUCAGCAUCUUUUGCUUCUUUUAAGGGCUUAGAUACAACAUACUUGGCUGAAGGGCCUUUUUAACUGGAAGGAGUUUUAUGAAAACUCAUUUGAUGCCACAUUUUCCUUCCUGAGACAAAGUAACCAUUCAACUCUGAAUAUCUUGUGCCUGUGCUACAACCAAGACCAGAUAGAUGCUUCUGUUCAACAUUUUGGAAUUCUGGAUGGCAACUGGUUUGCUGUGCAAUACUCUGCCACACGGAAGGAAGUCUUCCCUGCGAGGUUCUCGGAGUGGCCAGAUGCACAUGGACCGAGGAUUCACUUUUAGACUGCUGAUACUCAUGUAAAUAUUAAGUUCCUUGUGAUCUUGUAUUUUGUGGUAUUAUGUUUACCAGGUAUUUACAAAUGAUGUAAAAAGCUUUAAAUGUUGCUUUUGAUUUCUGAAGUGUUCUUGUGUUUUCAGAAAAAAAAGAAAGGCUAAGUGUGGAUUUCGGUUCAGCUCUGCUAACCUCAAAUGCUCCUUUAACUCUGCCUGGCCAUUUAAUUUGCCUGCUCUCCCAAGAAUGGCUAUUUUAGACCUUUGCUCUCCCCAGAUGACUUUGCAACUUACAGGGAAAACAUUUAUGCAAGACAUCUUUUAUCACAUGGAGUCCUCUCCACAGCUGCCAUUAACUAAUCCCUUUCCUGUCCUCCGGGAGUCCCUCUUUCACCCUUCUCAGGAUGUCUCUGCAAUGUUAAGGUACCCCACCACUUUAAGCUAGAUCCUUGCUACUUGGUUUGAAACUUAAGUUCUAAUAAGCCACAACCUUCACAACCACAAAUCCCUCUACCUACUAUUACUUUCCUCUCCCAUUCUCAACUAAUUUUCAUCAAUGCAUCAUCUUGGGUCAGUGCCCUCAAUUCAUCUAAUCCCCACUUUUAUCUCCAACAGGGCUUCUUACUACCAUUUCCCUAGAUCCCAUGGAGACUUUUUAGGGCCUAUGGUUUUCCUUUUGCUUCUUUUAACAUACUAUCUGGUUCCCACUAUCCAGAACAUCCUGUUCUGCCCUAUUAUUGGAAUUUCUCAAAUUUCAGACUUAGGCCUUCUUCUGCUACCCUAGAGAAAUCUCAUUUAUAGCCAUGGCCUUAAAGUUUAGACCAGUGGUUCUCAACCUGUGGCUCGUGACCCCUUUGUAACAGUGAAAAAUACAUCCUGCAUAUCAGAUGUUUACAUUACAAUUCAUAACAGUAGCAAAAUUAGUGAUGAAGUAGUAACGAAAAUAAUUUUAUGGUUGGGGGGUCACAACAUGAGGAACUGUAUUAAAGGGUCGCAGCAUUAGGAAGGUUGAGGACCAGGCGGCGCCUGUGGCUCAAGGGAUAGUGCCGGAGGUGGUGGGUUCAAACCCAGCCCCCGCCAAAAACAAAAAAAAUUUUAGGCAGCGCCUGUGGCUCAAGGAAGGUUGAGGACCACUGGGUUAGACAUAGUGUUCUAUUGCCAAGAGGCUACUUGGAUUUCUCAGAAUUCAAUCUCAAUCCCUUACAAUCUUAUUUGCUGCUAGUCAUCUCCUGGCUAAACACUAGUGGCCUAAUUGGACCACCUGCUUUUUCUUGGCAAUCUGAAUUCUACCAUGGAUUUCCCUUGCAUGCUUUAAUAAUGUGAGGGGGAGCCUUAAGUGGUCUGGCUUUACCUACCUCUUUUCAGACUCAUUUUAUAACAAAUCCCACUCCCCCUAACAGCCACCUUAUAAGCCUCAUUAACGACUCAAUUCUAGGGCAGCACCUUGUGGCUUAGUGAGCAGGGCACUGGCCCUAUACCGAGGGUGGCGGGUUCAAACCCGGCCCUGGCCAAACUGCAACAAAAAAAUAGCUGGGUGUUGUGGCGGGUGCCUAUAGUCCCAGCUAGUCAGGAGGUGGAAGCAAGAGAAUCACCUAAGCCCAAGAGCUGGAGGUUGCUGUGAUGCCAUGGCACUCUACCGAGGGCAAAGUGAGACUGUCUCUUAAAAAAAUUCUAAAACAGGGCUUUGAAAAGGGAACACAGCCCGAUGACUGUCAGACAUACGGUCCUUAUCUUUUUUCUAGUUGAAACAAAACCCACCUUCAAGUCUCAACUCCUUUCUCAGGUUUCUCUGACUUGGUCAGAUCUUACCCUGAGAUUCAUCUCAUGAUCAAAGUUCCAUGUUUGUGAUGAUGUUCCUUCCACUCAGCUAUAAGCUUCCAAAGGGAGAACUGUGUUGUGCUUACCAUUGUGUUCUCAACUCCUAGAACAGCACUGUCAAUAAAUUUUUUUGAAUCUCUGAACACGAUUUGUUCUUUCCUACAAAGUUUAGGCCAACCACCUAGCUGGGGGGAAAAAGUACACAGUGCAGAAAAGUGCACCUGUGACCUAGAAAUCAUCACCUAAUCUAGUUCUACUCACCAUGAGUUGCUGGAGGGAAGCACCUCAAAUCAUCUUAAGCCUAUCAAUUAUGGUAAUAGCAGUUAAGAUUAAUCUCAAAUGCUGAGGUAUGGCAUGAUUUUUAAGUUGCUGGGAUAAAGGGGAAAUGAAAACUUGUUCAGUAAUACAGAACUAUUUCAGGCAUUUAAUGACUUAGAUCUCAAACACAUUAACAUUUAUUCAUAUCAUUUGUCAUAAAUGUAUCAUUAUGGGCCAAAGGCAAUUAUUUCAGUACUUCUCAGGCUCCUGGAAAUUAAGUGAUCCAAUCAACUCUUGUGAAGAUCAAAUUUUUGAAAUCCUCACCAAGGACA